Molecule: messenger RNA, 1591 nt
Organism: Myotis davidii
Lineage: Eukaryota; Metazoa; Chordata; Mammalia; Chiroptera; Vespertilionidae
Product: microtubule-associated serine/threonine-protein kinase 3
Exons: 14
Biological process (GO): intracellular signal transduction; peptidyl-serine phosphorylation
Molecular function (GO): protein serine/threonine kinase activity; magnesium ion binding; ATP binding
Source: RefSeq, a predicted model, not a curated record
CUGCGGCCCAGCCCGCACGCCGCGUCUGCCUGGGGUGCUGUCCCCACGUCCGCAUCUGUCGGUCCCUGUGGGAUCCCGCCACCAGCGGGUUUGGGGACCACAAAGGGGGCGUCGGUACCCGACCGUGUAGACGCGGCCCGGCCUCGCCAUGAAGUCCCGAAGGGACAAGCUGCACAUCCCGGCGCUGACCCUCGAUCUGUCUCCGAGUAGCCAGAGCCCGUCCUUGCUGAGCCCCAGCAGCCCCUGCAGCCCCUGCAGCCCCUCCCUGGGACUGCACCCCUGGAGCUGCCGCAGCGGGAACCGUAAGAGCCUCGUGGUAGGAACACCCUCACCAACCCUUUCCAGGCCUCUGUCACCAUUGUCAGUCCCAACCGCAGGCAACAGCCCCCUGGACAGUCCCCGGAACUUCUCGGCUGUGUCAGCUGUCAACUUCCCCUUUGCCCGGAGCCACAUCUCUCGGACGGACAGGGCCGAUGGCAGGAGAUGGUCCCUCGCGUCCCUCCCGUCUUCCGGCUAUGGAACCAACACACCCAGCUCCACGGUCUCGUCGAGCUCAUCCUCCCGGGAGCAUCUCCACCAGCUUCCUUUCCAGCCGACGCCAGACGAACUGCGUUUCCUGUCCAAGCAUUUCCGCAGCUCGGAGAGUGUGGCUGAUGAGGAGGGUGGCCACCGCUCGCCCCGCCUUCGACCCCGCUCCCGUAGCCUCAGCCCUGGACGCACAACAGGAACCUUCGACAAUGAGAUCGUCAUGAUGAAUCACGUGUACCGGGAGAGGUUCCCAAAGGCCACGGCCCAGAUGGAGGGCCGUCUGCAGGAGUUCCUCACUGCCUACUCGCCCGGUGCCCAGCUGGCCCUGGCCGAUGGCGUCCUGGGCUUCAUCCACCACCAGAUUGUGGAGCUGGCCCGUGACUGCCUGGCCAAGUCUGGAGAGGCCCUGGUCACCUCCCGCUACUUCCUGGAGAUGCAAGAGAAGCUGGAGAGGCUGCUGCAGGAUGCCCACGAGCGCUCAGACAGUGAGGAGGUCGGCUUCGUGGUCCAGCUGGUCCGGAAGCUGCUGAUCAUCAUCUCGCGGCCAGCAAGGCUCCUCGAGUGCCUUGAGUUUGACCCUGAAGAGUUCUACCACCUGCUGGAGGCCGCCGAGGGCCAGGCUCGAGAGGGCCAGGGCAUCAAGACGGACCUGCCGCAGUACAUCAUUGGGCAGCUGGGCCUGACGAAGGACCCUCUUGAGGAGAUGGUGCCUCUGAGUCACCUUGAUGACAAAGAACAGCCCCCAGCACCUGAGUCCCUGGAGAGCCGUGCCCUGAUUGGUCCGUCACGGAGGAAGCCAUGUGAGAGUGACUUCGAGACCAUCAAGCUCAUUAGCAAUGGGGCCUAUGGGGCCGUCUACCUGGUGCGGCACCGGGACACGCGCCAGCGCUUCGCCAUCAAGAAGAUCAACAAGCAGAACCUGAUCCUGCGCAACCAGAUCCAGCAGGUCUUCGUGGAGCGCGACAUCCUCACCUUUGCGGAGAACCCCUUCGUGGUCAGCAUGUUCUGCUCCUUCGAGACCCGGCGCCACCUCUGCAUGGUCAUGGAGUACGUGGAAGGUGCG